CUUUUGUUUUUAACGUUUCCGUCCAUAGAACAUGUGCAAGUACUAUAUAUACUAGUAUAUACUACUAUAUAGUAUACCUACCGUCAAAGGUACAGGCUGUGGACUAUAGCAAACUUGUGUGGUUCCCUGUUAGGAUUUUUAUUUUGGUAUCUCUUAUUACCUUGUAUCAUAUAACUGACAAGUGACAGUUUCUUUCCAUUUCGAUUCGUCGUUUGGUUUACUUUACUUAACUACACAAGAGUCAUUUCAUUCAAUCAUUUGAUCACUGAUUAUUUGCAAUUUGUAAUUUAAAUUUGUAGAACUGACUAUGGAUUUUUGUAACAAACAUUUCCACCAGUUAAUUCGGCAUUUGGACCCCAAUGGAAUGUUGAAUGUACCGUUUAAUAUAUUCAAGGAAAAAACGUGUAUAGAUAGAUAUUUCAAAACUAAUGACGAUUUUCAAAAAUUGGACGUGCCCUGGAUGUGGUAAGAUAUAUUAUUUAAAUUGAGUUAGUGAACAACUGCCUGUUAUGACACAUGACAUAGUCAUUCGAUAUGUAUAAAACUACCCAAACGUUAGUUGUGAAUUUCACAAAUAGAGAAGUAACUUGUUUAAUAUUUAACUGACAGAAAUUUUAAUAAUUAAAAUAUUAAAAAUUAUUUGUAGUUUUAAGUGACUAACAAAAAUAUUUGUUUCAAGUUUGAUGAAGAUUUAACAUAACAUUUGGUCGUAAAUAUGUAACAUUCAAAUAGACAGAUAAAAUAUUAUAGAGUUGAUGAGUGAAAAAAUGACACUGCUUUACUUAUACAAAAAAAAAAAACAAUUUACAUUUUAAAAUAAUAUUUACCUACUUAAUGAUUCAAUUGCUAAAAAAUUAUUGAUUUGUUAUUACAAUAUUAUAAUUUUACUUAUAAAAGAAUUUCUUUAAUUCUUACCUAUAAUAAUUAUGAUUAUAAUUCACUUAAAACUGGUACAUAUGUAAUUUGUCGAACUAUCCAGUUUUAUAAAAUCAAUUGGAACUGUAAAAUAUAAAGUUAAAUUUAAACAAGAUGACAAUGAAUUUUAUUUCUGUUAAACAAUACUUUUUAGACCUUUUAGGUUGGUUACUUUGUAUAACAUACUUACAUAAUACUUAGUAUUAUUAUAAUGCCUAAUAUAAUAUCUAUAAUUUAUUAAUUUUAUUCUAUCUUAAUUAGUAUUACAUACCUAAAAUAUAAGAAAAUUUCAGAAAAAUCAAAACAAUUAUUUGUAAGUAUUUACAUCAUUUUCAACCCAAUAAUUGGUUGACCUCCAAUAGUUGGGAUGAAGGCAAAGAAAAAAUAUUCAAAUUAUUUCCAAGGCACCUUAAUAUAUUAUACACCUGAGGAGUAAACAGUUAUAAUUUAUAAUUACAAUAAUAUCUUCAAGAUUAAAAUCAUAAUAAAAAUAUAAAUUAUAAAAAUGUUUUAUUUUUUUAGUAAGCUCAUGGUAUAAAUAUAAAUGAGGUUGUUUGCGAUAUAUCAGUCAUAUUGUUUGAUAAAUAUAGUUGAUAAAAAAGGAUAUACAAAUUUACUUUUAAUUUAUUGCUUAUAGGUAGCUUAUACAAAUAGGUAUUUUAUUAAAAUAAAUAAUGUAUAAAUAUACUUUAAAACUUAUAAUUAUUAUUAAACUUUAAACUUUUUUUUUUACUUUAGACCAAUCUUUAGUACAUGGACAAUUUAUAGAUAUGUACAUUAUUUUCCUAUACAGUUUUUUUUUCAAUGAAAAAUAGUUAUUUAGUUUUGAAACAUUAAAUUUUUCAAAAUGUAAUAUUUAUAUUUCAGUGAACAAUUAAUUACACUUUUGGUCAAUUUUGAUGAGACAGUUGCUAAUUAUUCAACCUUCGAUUUACAUAAUGCCUUUCAAAUAAAAAAGAAUACAUUUAUUUGGAUUAGCCAGGCUUUUAUUGGUUUAAUUAUAAUACAAACAAAUUCUGUUGAUGCGUAUGUCGGUAAGUUUUUUCUCCCAAGAAUUAUUAUAGUUUUAAAGUUUUAGAAAAAGUUGAUUAAAAUUGCUUGCUUGCUAUUUUGAAUAACUGUAAUCCUAUAUUUUUCAUUUCCCAAAAUAAAUGCUUUUCAAAUUUAGACUAAUUUGUAAAAGGUUUUAACUAGUUUAAGUUAAAACAAAUUAUGCCAUUAGUAAGGUAAAUUAUGUAAAUUUAUAUACAAUUAAAUAUUUUUCAAACUAGGUAGUUCAAAAAGUAACUAGAUUAGAUAUACAAUUUUAAUCUAAAUGUAUAGACGUUUAUUUUGCUAUUUGUUGAUAUUUUAUGCAUAUUUCUGUAUUAUCAGAUUUUAAGUUUCAUGUAAACGGUUUAUUUUAUGUUUUAAUGCAUAACAAUUGUAGGUAUUUCAAGUAUAUUUAGUGUACAGUCAAUGCAAAUUUUCCUGUAGUCAUUAGUAUUAUAUUUUUUAAAUUUUAAUCAAGUAUUAGUAUUUUACUAUAGAUUUUUGUUUUAAAUUAUUUUAAUUGUAAAACAAUGUUUAGAUUUGAUGUUUACUGGUCCCGUAUAUAAGAAGAAUUUAGCUAUGUAAGUAUACAAUUAUGUAAUAUAUAGUUUAUAUUUACAUAUUACUGAUCGAAGUAAGCGAAUGAGGUUCUAUACAAUUUCAGAAGAUAACUAGAUGAAUAACACCAUUUAACUAUAUAAUAUAAUUUCAAAUAAAAAGCUAUUAAGUAUAAAUAUAAGAUAACUAUACUAAGUUUAACUUGCAAUAAAUAAUUUGUAAUUAUAGUGGAUUUCAAUUAAUGUUAACUGCCCACAUUAAUUGAAAUCAACUAUAAUUAUGCCCAAAUUAAGUGAUGCCCAUUUUAACUAAAAUGAGUAUCAGAAUACAUUAAAAUGGGCACCUGACCAUUAUGCCCAUAUUAAGGGCUGCCCACAUUAACUAGUGGCCACAUUAAGUGAAAUCCACUGUAUAUGAUAAGUUUUAAUGAUUUGUAAAUUUGUUCCCUUAAUAUUUAAUAUUAGCUUAAAUUUGUUAGUAUGGAUGUAAGAUAAUUAAUAAUUUAUAAAUAAUAAAUAGAUAUUAAAUUUUUGUCUGUGAUAAUAAAAUUCAAUAAUAAUAAUUGUUAUUUUGUUUUUUCAUUUGGACAUCAAGAUAACUGAUAAAUAAAUGAAAACAAGUUCAAUUUUUGAAUUAUAAAACUUAUAAAUCAAGUAUGUCAUCAUCUCUUAGGGGUUAAAUUCUAAGUUAGAAAAAAGCAUAAGUUAUGUCCAUGAAAAUACUUUUUCAGUGAAUAUUCCAUUUAAAUCAGUUCAAACUGUUCUAAGAUUAGCUUGGACAAAUUGAAGUGACAAUUUUUUUUAUAUAUUAUAUAAAUUAAAAAUUAUAUUUAUUGUCAUUAAUAUGUAUUAAGUUGAAAGAUAAUUUAUUAAACAUUGUUAUUAUUUUAUAAUUUCUAAUUAAAACUAUUAUACUAUUAAUAAAUAGACAUAGUAGUAAAUAUGUUUGGUGAAUCCACCUUAAUAAAUAAAUAACUACUGUUUAAUUUAGAGAUAAAGUGCCUAAAAAAAAAAAGAAAAAACUACCUCAUGUUCCUCAUAACAAUCUUAACUCAGAUCCAGAAGUUCUUCAAAGUAAAUAUAUUUGUUUAUUUAUAUUUAUAGAUAGUCAAAUGUAUGAUAAUAGUUAAUUAUCUAUUAUUUAAUUAAUUAUUUAUUUUAGAUCAGCAAAUUGAAACCAUGUGUCAGGAUAAAUUAACUAUAAAUCAUGUAGAAGAAAAUGUUCUUUUAGUAAGUUACAUAUUUUAAAAAUAUAUUAGUAUAAUGUUAAAUUUAAUGGACUUUUGUACAGAUAUGUACUUUAUAUUGCAUGCUAGCUGUCCUGCAUUCAAUGUUAUUGGUCCAAUUUUUGUUUUAAUUUUUUCUACCCAUAUUCAUUUUUGUGAAACAACCAAAACAAAUAGGUGUAAAAGUGUUCUAUUGUGAAAUUUUUUCACGAUUUUCAUAUCAAACAUAUCUAAACCUCAAUUUUUUUUUUUUUUGGGAAGGGGAGGUUAGUAAGAAGGGGUCAAAAGGAAGAAAUUUUAAUGUUAAUCUAUAUGAUCAAAAAGACAUACUUCAUACAAUGGGUGGGCCACUGUUAUAAAUGAAAAGUCCUGAAGAUAGGAUAUAGAAGCAAAUUUAAUGUAUAUCUACACGCAGUAAUUAAUCUUUGCUAACAUAAAAUAAUUCUGAGCAGAAUUCAGUCAUACAUAUUUUAAAAGUUAAUAUUUUAUAAUUUUAAAAGUUAAUAUUUUAUAAUUUUAAAAUAAUAUAUUUUGUAUAUUUUCCCCUUUUUCUUUCAUAUUUUCCCAGUUUUUCUCAUUUAUUGAAAAGUUGUCCACAGAUGACCAUUUUAUAUAUUCUUUAAUUUUUCAAUUAUUUUUUUUCUGUAAGAAACUAUAGUAGUAAUGAUGCAAAAGAAUCAUUUAUAAACAAAAAUAAACAUUAAUAUGUUAAUUACAUAUUAGUAUUGUUUAAUUUAUUUAUAGGCUACAGAUAUGCCAAUAUUGUAUCAAAAUCCUAUACUAAAUAUAAUUAAUGAAGGACAUAUUAGUGCUGCUUUACAAUCAGAUUUAGAACAACAAGUAUGUAAAUUUAUUUUUUUAUCUAUUGUUAAUAAUUUACACCUUUAUUAGUUACAUAUUCAACCUAUUGAAGAGUUUCCAGUUUUUAAUCAAAAUUUACUGUUUGAAAAUACACCUUUACCUAUGAAUGGGUCUUUAAUGAAUGUUGUACAGCCUACAAAUUUAGAAUUACAGCAAUCCAUACAACGAAACUCAAUCAAUUUGAUAGACAAACAAAUUCAAACGGAAAAGUUAAUAGAUCAAAACCAACAAAUGAUUAAUUUAAAAGAACACAGCAAUCAGGUUAAGUGGCAAUUGAUGGAAAAAAAAAAAAAAAUGUUGACAUAUGGUUUAACUAAAGUUAAAUACAAUUAUGUUUUAGAUAUCUAAUGAAAAUUGUCCUUCUGAAAAUAUUUUAUGUAAUCAACUGAAGAGAAAAAAAUCUGGGGACAUGAUGAGAAGAACGGUAAGAAAAAAUUGAAAAAUAAUAUGCAUCUAUUUAGUAAUAAACCUGAUAAACAUUAUUGUAUAUAUAUUUUUAAUUUCUAAUUAAAAUAAAUUAUUUUCUUCAGGUAAAAAAAAAACCAAUUGAAAGAAACAGUAAAACACUUAAAAACCGAUUGAAGAGACUUGCAGGAGAAUUUGCUGAUGUAAUAAAUAUUUUAAUUUUACUAAAUAUUUUAGCAUUAAUUUUGGUGUAUAAAUAAUCAUUCAUAUUAAAUUAUGUUAUAUUUGAUUAGAGACCAUUAGAAUGGUUAGAUCAGAAAUAUAAUAACCAACUUAUGAAUCAUUUACCUUUAAGGCAUGCUACAUAUCAUGAUAAACUUAAUAUAGCAUUUGCUGUUUUAACUUUAAACAUUGAACUGGAAGAAAAUAAGGUAUAUUUCAUAUUUAUUAUAAUUAUUAAUGAGUUGAUUUAAUAGUAAUUUAUUAAAUAUUUAUUUAAGUAUUUUAUCCACUCAAUUAAUUUCAAAUAUUUCUAUUUAAUGAUUAAUUUAAUUAGAAGCAGGAUGAUGUUUUAAAUACUGUUAUGACCAUGAGCAAUUAUUUAGCAAUUACUAAAAAAAUAAACCAGAACAUUAUUUCAGAAAAUAGGUAUGUAAUAAAAUAAAAUAAUGUAUUAUUAUUUCGUACUAGUCUGUCCCACCAAUGUUGCUGGUGCCAAUCUUUAAUUAUUAUUUUUUACCCAUAUUCCUUUUUAGUUUUAACCAUGUCAGUAUUGAAUGAAACCAAUAUGUAGAAAGUGAAUAAAUCCACUUUCUUGUGGGGGAGAUUGAUGGUUUAUUAGUGACUCCAUAAAAUAAAUACCAUCCAAAUUUCAAAAUUUUCCUGUAGAUUUUCCAAUAAAUGUCUUUUAUAAAAAUAUUAUCCUGACAAUCACCAAUAUAAUAAAUAAAAAUCAGCCAAAUCAGUCCAUUCUGUUUCAAGUUUUGGCAUUAUACCUAUUUUAUAUAUGUAUAGAUUUUUGGACAAAAAAUCAAAUUAUUUUUGUUAGGUUACAUUGGUGACACUAAUGGAAAUAAAAACAGUUAUUAUCAGUUGAUUUGUUUGUCACGGACAAGGAAUUGUCCUAAAAAAAAAAAUAUUCCAGGCUACAAUGUUUAACAAUAAUUUUUUUAUUUUAUUUAAUACUGUGCAUGGACUUUGCCAGACAGUAAAGUAAUAAGAUUAGUUUUAACAUUAUUUUUAAUGUGUUUUUUAUUCUUACAGUAUUUUUCAUCAGGUUUUAAACAAUGCUCUUCCUCAUUUAAGUCUUCUACCAUUACCUGAAGAGUGUACGUAUUGAAUAUUGAUGCAUAGUAAAUUAGUUUAUUAAUGAAAAAAAUAAUAUAAAAGUAAAUUGUAGUGAAAAUACAAUACUUUUUUUUUAUUAAUUGUAUAAAAUCAAGUUGUAUACUUAAUAUAUUUAGUAAUAAUUAAUAAUAGGAGAAAAAAAUUGUCCACAUAUAACUUAGUAAUAUUCUAUAAAUAUUAUUUAUAUAAUACUUUAAAUUAUUAUUAAACAAUUUUAUUUAGGUAUGACAGAUAACAGUUCUAUGUGGCGAGAUACAAUGAAUGAGGUAAAUAUAAUAUAAAAUUAACAAAAUAUAUAUUAUAUCUUUAAACACUUUUAAUAUAUUAUAAUAUAUAAUAAAUAAGUAGUUUUGGAAAUUCAUCAAAUUUAUUUAUCAAUUAAAUUGAUGUUGUUAUCAUACUCAUGUCACUUAACUUUUUUAUUUUCUAUUGCUAAAUACAGCAGUCAGUGUAGACUCCUGGAUGUGCAAUGUUUUUUUGUAAAACUCUGCUUGAUGAACUCCUAGAUAAUCUUUAAAAUGUCUAAUAUUUAAUCCAAAUGUUGCAAAUCUUUAUAAUAAAACCAUUUUUUAUAAAAGUUUAUUGAAAUCAAAUAUUUUAACCAACAUUUUAUUUUGAUGGUUAAUAUUGAAAUAAUCAUUACUAGGGUUCGGAUAUUUAUGCACUUUAAAUGACUGUAAUAUGUAUUCAUUUAUACUAUACAAAAUUACCAAAUGUGCAAUCAAAAUAUACAUUUUCAGAUUAAAAAAAAAAAACACCAACAUAUACUUAAAAAAAUUGAUUUUACCUUAAGUAUUUAAUUUUUAUUACUAGAUAUUAUUUUCAGAUUCUAAGUUUAACAAAGGUUUUACAAAGAUGUUUAUUUUUUAAAAUUUUUGAUGUGAAUACUUUUUUUAUCAGAAAACUUACCCCGAUUAUCAAGUAUAGCAUAUUUUCUAAGUCGUACUUUUAAGAGGUCAUUUUUUGAAAUCUCAUUUAUAUUCUAGAUAAUGAGGAAAACCUGGUUCUUUGGAUUUAAAAAGAUUGAAAAAUUAAUAAUAAGGUUGUCAUUGGAAACUGUUUUAUUUAUUUUUUGUUAUUAUUAAGUUUUUAUUAUUUUAAUCUUUUUUAAAUAAUCAUUGUUAUCAUGGAACACACAUUGUAAUCAUUUUACCAUAAUAUGAUAUAUGCAUUGUUGACAAAGGAAUAUUAUCAACUAAACUCUGCUCAGAAUCUUUUUUUUUUUGUUAGCAAUGGUUUAUUGUUCCUUACAGAUGUACAUUAAAUACCCUUCUGUAUCCUACCUUUUCAAAUUCCCAUCUACAAUAGUGGCUGCACCCAUGCACAAAGUAUGUUAGUCUUAUUUUUAAAUAUUACCAUAUUGAUGGACAGUAUGUCAAUAUAACUGUUAUAAAAGUAUUUUAAAAAUGACUAAAUAAUGGCUGUACUGUCAUAAUGAUAUUUCUAUGGUCUUAUUUAAAAGUAAAUUGUUUUGAUCUUGUAAACUGGAAGGAGAAAUUUGGCACUGCUAAUCUAAAACAAAAAAACCUAGAUUAUUAAUAAUAUUAUUUUUUUAAUAAUGCUGAGUUUUUCUGGUAUAGCAGUAAUGAAAAACUAUAAUUUUUUAGGUGGUUUUAUAGAAAAAUAAUAAAAUUAAGUGUCCAUCAAUGUGUUAAUAUUAAUUUACAAUAAAAGCGUUAGAGUAUGAUACAAUGUUUUUCUUUUUUUUUAAUGAUUUCUAAAAAAUUUCAAAAAUCUACUAAAAUAUGUAUUUAUGUUCUUAAAAUCCUAAAAUAUACAUUAUGUAAUUUCAUAAACAUAUGAACCUUAAUUAUUACAUACAAAAACUGCAUUCUUAAUUAUUAAAAGAUAUUUAACUUAUUUAAAGAUAGACUAAAAUAUAAAUUAUAUAAAAUGAUUAAAGUUCAACUAACAAUAAUUUAUUGUAAUACACUUUUGAUGAGUAAAUAAAUUUACAAUUUAAGAGACUGGAUUUACUAUGACACAAAAAUGCAUUGCAGUCAUAAUUAUUACAUAGAAUUUAUGGGACAUGGUACAUCUACAAUUUGUGUAUUAAGAGAAUAACAUACCUGCCUGUUUUGUCUCUGUCUCAAGGAUAAAGCAUAAUUAUGUAAUUAAGAAUAUAAAUUGUGGUGUUUAGAUUGACAUGGUAUUUAAAUCAUAAAUUAAUUUAAAGAAGUUAAGCUCUACAAAACACAAAAACUGAUAUGAUUUUCAAUUUCAAUGCCACAAUUUACACUCUGAAUGUAAAAGUAAAAACCGUACAGAUAAAUCUGGAUUUUUAUAUAUAAGUUAUUACUUAAUUUAAAUACCUAGAUAAUCCACCCAGGUGCCUAAAAGGGAACCAAUUUUGGAAAUUGCUCUAUCGUUCUAAUCUUUCCUAGUGGCACCACUAAUGAGUGUUUUUUUUGAAUCUUAUAUAGCUGUAUAUAUCACAUUUACUUAUUGUAAUACCUAAACUACAGAUUGUAAAUAUAAUUAUAUGAAUAAAUUAUAUUCUCAUACUCAUAUAUUUCUAAUGUGGCCUUUAGGUCGGAAUAAAAGUUAAACACAAAUAAAAAAAUUUAUAUUUCAAACUUAAGAAAAAAUUAAUAUAAAAAAAGUUAUAGCUAAUUAAUUUUUUCUUCUUUUAAUAACUUUUAAUUUUUUUAAAUGUUGUUAUUUGUAAAUCAACACCAGUUUCUAAACUGGCAAACUUUAUGUUCUAAGUUAUGUCUAGGUCGUACAUUAGUAAGAUUGACUCUAUACAUUUAGGUGAUAUUUGCUUCACCAAAAAAUUGUAGAUGUACCAACACAGAAAAUGUAUUAAAAUUAAUAUUUAAAAAGACAAACAUUGGGGGCAUGAGUGGUGCAGCCUCUGUUGUUCAGAAGUCAGGAAUAUAGGUUAUAGAGGAGAAUUUAAUUUGUAUUUGUAAGCAAGGGUAAACCAUUACUAAUGAAAAAUGAUCCUAAGCAGAGUUUGGUUAAUAGUAUAGUUACCUAACCUAACCUUUAACUAUUAGACUAUCAAAAACAUCAAAAAGUUUUAAUUUUUUAUAAUAAAGCUUUAUUUUUAUUUUUCUCACUUUUUCCUUUUAUUAGGAAAACUGCCCAGAAAAUCAAUAAAAUUUCUUUUUAGAAAAGGGUCUAUAUUGAACACAUGGGAGCAAGGUUUCUGGUAGAAUUUUUGUACAUAGUAUAAAAAAUUAAUAAAUAUCUUUGUAAAACCAAUACAUUCUUUGCUACACUCGGAAUCUAAAAAUUUUUCACCAUAAAGAUUUGCAGCAUUUGGUUUAGAGUUAGCUGUUUUAACCAUUAAAAUACAAAUUAUAACUUUGCAUGUAUGUCUGGUAAACAGACUACAAAAGUUAAAAAAUAUCACAAAUGGUUUUAAUGUUAAAUUCAAUUCAUUAUUCAUUAUUAAUAUUUUAGAUAAAUAAAAAAUUUGAAGAUAGUUUAAAAGACAUUUCAGAAAUUUCAAAAAUUGAUGAAUAUAAGUUUGGAGAAUUUAAAGAAAGAAUUCAACAAAGAGUUAGUUUAGUAGCUCAGAGAACUUUAAUUGGGAAUGAUCUAUCUCAUAUAAAUGCACCAGAACCACCUCUCAUUUUACCUUUAACACCUCAAAUGAAUGAAAUGUUAAAUAUUAAAACCUUUACUGAGAUAUCUCAAGUCAAUACUGAAAAUAUUGGCCAUAUGACUCAUGCACCAUCUAUAGUUGAUUACAUAUCGCCUAAUCUGUUACCCCCUAUAUUUUCACAUCAUCAAGUCCAAUUGAACAUGAACCAAAAGAAAUUAGAACAGGACCAAUUGUGUGACUUUCAAAAGUAAGUAUUUUUAUUUACCACACAAAUUAAUAUUUUAAAAUAUUUUAUAUUUCUUUUACAGUUUUAUUCAGCCAACAUCUCACAAAAUUGAUAUUAUGAAACUGAUUAAUGAUUUUUUAUUGGCAUCUCCUGGAAAAACUAGUUUGAUGUUCACUGAUCUAUGUCCUAUUCAUGUAACAAAUAGGAAAUAUGCUAUUUUAGUGUUAGUAGGGCUAUUGGGUUAGUAUUUUUAUAAGCAUAUUGUUAAUUUUAUAGUUUAAAGUUUUUAAUAGUUUACUUGUGAUUUUAUUAUUUUUAAGGAUUGCAUAAAAAAGGUAUUGUUAAAUUAACUCAAACUUGUUUCACAAUGGAGCCCUCACCAGUUGAAAUAGAACUAAAUAUUGAUCAUUUUUUAUAAAUUUGUCUUCAAUAUGAUUUAAUGUUACACUAUUUUGAUUUUCAAUCCAUGUUUAUUCAUAAAAU
Messenger RNA from Cinara cedri, 10608 nucleotides. The record is from the annotation of a GenBank genome assembly. NCBI's taxonomy places the organism in Eukaryota, Metazoa, Arthropoda, Insecta, Hemiptera, Aphididae.